AACGUUCAUAUCAGAGCCUUCAUUGCUACUGCAGACACCUUCGCUGACUCCAGCUUGCAACUUGAACACCAGAAAUAUCAAAGACAAUAAUCCACCAAAUCUGCUGUAACAAUGCUGAGAGAGGCUGUAGCCGCCGCUGCUCUGUUGCUUCUCAGUGCCGCGGUCUUCAACAAGGUGGGUCCAGUGCAGGGUGAAGCACCAGCUUGUAAUCAGACAGAAUUACCUUGCAACAACGCAACAUGCCGAUGCUCCAGCACCGACGUCCCAGGCGGGUUCGAACUCAAAAAUACUCCGCAGUUCGUCGUUCUUUCCUUUGAUGAUGCCGUUACUGUCUCCAACUUCCCCUUCUAUGAGAAGCUUUCUAAAAACGUCAACCCCAACGGCUGUGAAAUUAAGAUGACUUUCUUCGUGUGUCACGAGAGUCUCGACUACACUUUGGUGCACAAACUUUACCGUAUGGGGCAUGAGAUCUCAACGCAUUCCGUCUCGCAUAAAUCUGACGUUGUGAAUUAUUGGCGUAACAUGACCAAAGAAAUGUGGACCAAUGAAAUUACCGACAUGAAAACGAUGCUCAUCAACUACGGCAAGAUACCUGCGGACGAAAUUGUGGGUUUCCGCGUACCGUUCCUCGAGGUUGGUGGUAAUCUGAUGUACGAAGUGCUACUCGAGAACGGCUUCAAGUACGACUGCUCAUGGCCGAGUCUCAAAUACACUCCCUGGUAUACUGAAUUUGGGGGUGAACCCUUGGGCACACUGUGGCCCUACACACUUGACUACAUGAGCAUUCAGGACCAAACAGUGGGUACAAAGCCAACCGACUCGUUCCCCAACAUGUGGGUGAACCCCAUGACUGACAUGCAAGAUAACAGGGGAGUAGAGUGCCCCAUGUUGGACCAGUGUGUCAGCGCGGAAGACGAGCUGGAGACCUCAGCAGAGGCCGUAUUGGAUCUGCUCAGACGGAACUUCAACACGCACUUCUACGGCGACCGCGCACCGUUCGGGCUGUACACGCACCACUCGUGGUUCCUCACCGACACUCUCAACAACGUCACCGUGCGCCAUGAUGGCUUCCAGAUGUUCCUGGACUACCUCAAAAGUUUCCCGCAAGUUUACAUCGUGAAUGUUCACCAGUUGAUCCAGUGGGUUCAAAACCCAGUAGAUGUGGCAAAUAUAGCUGAAUUCGGGCCUCUUCAAUGCGGAAACAUGUUGCCAGAUAUGUGCGCUGAGGCUGACAACAUCAACUGCGUGUACAACGAAAGCUUGCCCAUAGAUCAGUCUCAGGUGUACAUGAAGAUUUGUGAAGGCCCUUGCCCUGCCGCCUACCCCUGGACUGGAAACCCUGAUGGGGUAAAAGGAAUGGCUAAUUUCACCCCAGAGAAAAUAAGGAAAAUUUGAAGCUUUGGAAGCGUGAGACUGAUUUUAUUUUGGAUUUCAGCGUGCAAUUACAGAAAUUGAAAUCAUAAACCAAGUCGGGAACUAUUAAAAAAAUUACUAAAAUUAUAUUUCAUCAAUAAAAAGUAUUUGAACGUUUCUAUAAUUACUUUUUUACCGAUCAUAAGUCUUUAAACUCCCACACUUCGCAUAAUUUGAAAAUAAAAUAACAUGUCAUACAUUAAUUUGCUUUGAUGGAAAGCUGUUUUUAAAAGCGAUCAAGUCUAUAUAGGAAAUAUAUUUUCAUCGCAUUAAUGUGUUGAAUAUCUGGAUAACUGGACUGAUGUCGUAUAUGAAUGACUCAUGUCAAAAUUUUAACUUAUUAACAAUAGAUCAAUAGAAUUCCAAUGAUAAUAAUAAUAAUAAUAAUAACUCGUAAAACAAAUUUUCUGAAUUCCUCUUUGGUAGAACAAUUGACAUAAAAUGCCUUAGUAAAGGCUAACUGGAUGAUACUGCACAACAUCGUCAACAAAUUAAUGAGGGCGAUAACCAUUUAAUUUAGGUUAAGCAUUAUUUCAGCACAGUCUGGUACUUAGAAAUAACUUUUUAUCACUUUUCCAACAAUUGCAUUUAACAAGGAGUUUAUAAUCUUAUUUAUUUAUAUAAUUUCAUUCAUUUCAGCCUAAAUACCUCGUGUGAUU
Molecule: messenger RNA, 2072 nt
Organism: Hyalella azteca
Lineage: Eukaryota; Metazoa; Arthropoda; Malacostraca; Amphipoda; Hyalellidae
Product: chitin deacetylase 7
Exons: 8
Coding region: 112-1395 (427 amino acids)
Biological process (GO): carbohydrate metabolic process
Molecular function (GO): hydrolase activity, acting on carbon-nitrogen (but not peptide) bonds
Source: RefSeq, a predicted model, not a curated record